Messenger RNA from Aphis gossypii (cotton aphid), 981 nucleotides. RefSeq names its product piggyBac transposable element-derived protein 2-like. The coding region runs from base 1 to 981 and encodes 326 amino acids. The record is from RefSeq and is a predicted model, not a curated record. NCBI's taxonomy places the organism in Eukaryota, Metazoa, Arthropoda, Insecta, Hemiptera, Aphididae. The transcript has a single exon.
AUGUGUGGUUCAAAUGGCUUCUCAUAUCGUUUUGAACUUUAUACUGGACAAGAGAAUCAAGAUAAAUAUAGACUACCAUCUGAGCCAGAUUUAAUGGCAAGUGCUAAUGUGGUUGUACGUUUAAGUCGUAUUAUCCCUGAGAACAAAAAUCAUAGAGUGUUCUUUGAUAUUUAUUACACAACAAUACCAUUGUUAACAUUUAUGGCUAAAAAAGGAAUUCAUACCUUAGGAACAGUAAGGAGAAAUAGAUUACCAAAUUGUCAAUUUAUUUCAGAAAAAAUUAUGAACAACAAAGCUAGAGGAACUGCGUUUGAAUACAUAACUGUAUUUGAUGAUAUUCCACUUACUUCUGUAGUGUGGAAAGACAAUAAAAUAGUUACACUUUUGUCUUCAUAUUGUGGAAUUCUACCAAAAAAUAGCAUUAAUCGUUUUGAUAAAAAAACAAAACGUAUUUUAGAUGUUAAUUGUCCUGCUAUCAUCAAAGACUAUAAUAGACAUAUGGGAGGUGUAGAUUUGCUCGAUUCUCUUAUUGGUCGGUAUAAAAUAAGAAUGCGUACAAAAAAAUGGUAUAUGAGAAUUUGGUAUCACCUAAUUGAUGUAACAGUUGUGAACGCAUGGCUCCUGUAUAGACGAGUAGAAGUUUCAAAUGGCAGAAAACCUACUAUGAGUUUAUUUGAUUUUCGUUUGAGUGUAUCAUAUUCUUUGACUAAAGUUGGCACAAUAACACCUAAAAGAGGUCGACCUCCAACAUCAGUAUUGAAAGAAAUGGCAAUAAAAAAAAGGAAACCUAACACAUCACUUAUGCCAACUGAUUCAGUCAGAAAAGACUGUGUGGACCAUUGGCCUGAGUAUGUGGAAAGCAGACAACGUUGCAAGCUAAAUGGAUGUGGAAAACUGACCAACUGUACCUGUACUAAAUGCAAUAACUAUUUUUGCUGUGGAGUAAACAGAAACUGUUUUACUUUAUUUCAUAAAUACUAA